This is a messenger RNA of Bombus terrestris (buff-tailed bumblebee), 1626 nucleotides long. It is a transcript of the gene WDR79, whose product is annotated as telomerase Cajal body protein 1. NCBI's taxonomy places the organism in Eukaryota, Metazoa, Arthropoda, Insecta, Hymenoptera, Apidae. The transcript has 5 exons. Gene Ontology annotation, molecular function: protein binding. The coding region runs from base 121 to 1500 and encodes 459 amino acids. The record is from RefSeq and is a predicted model, not a curated record.
UGUUUAAGUAUUUUAAUAUUAAUGUAAAUAUUUUAAUGUUUAAAAGUUUGAAUUAUAUAAAAUAUGUACUUUUCUAAAUAUAAUAAAGUAAAAAGGUAAUGUUUUCAUUCAUUAUUUGCAAUGGAAUGUUGUGAAGAUACAGAAACAACUACAAAACCUGUCAUAGAUACGCCAGAAUCAGUGGCGAUUGAGGAAUCAUCAAUUUUCAAAGAUACAAAAGUGUCACAAGAUUUUCAAAAAGAUGAAAUUUUAAGAGGGAAAAAAGAAGAAGGUACUACAGAAAAAAUACCAGAAGUAACAGAUAAAUUAGAGGAAGAUAUUACAAGGGAAAUACCAGAAGUACAAAACAAUGAAAGCUUGCUACUUACUAAUAAAAUUGAAGCUGUAAAAAAUAUAGAAGAAAUAUACUCAACUAAUUGUUUUUAUUACAAUUGGAAUAAUUCUCCAAGAUUAUUAUGCGAAGCAACUGCAGAAUAUCAGACAACUGAAUCAUAUGAAAAUUUUACGAAGGGUUGUCAGUGGUCUCCUGAUAAAACAUGUUUACUAGUACCUUCUGAAGAUUUUAGGAUUCGAAUUUAUGAACUCCCUACAGAAUUUUAUUCUGAAAAAAUUCCUUCAAAUUUAUCAUCCACAAAAUUUUCAGCAGCUUUAACAAUAAAAGAAGGAGGACUUAUAUAUGAUGCUUGUUGGUAUCCUUUUAUGAAUUCAUGGGAACCUGCAAGUUGUUGCUUUUUAAGUACAAGUAGAGAAAGUCCUAUACAUUUAUGGGAUGCUUUUAAUGGUGAAUUAAGAGCAACUUAUCGAGCUUAUAAUCAAGUUGAUGAAGUAGAAGCUGCAAUUAGUAUUCAAUUUAUUGACUCUGCUAAAGAAGUAUGGGCUGGCUUCAAAAAUGCUUUAAGAGUGUUUAAUGUGGAACAUCCAGGUCGCCAAAUAAAUACCAUUCAAUUUAAGAGAGAUUUUCCAAAUGUAAUAGGUCUAGUUUCCUGUAUUCGAGAAAAUCCAAUUAUGCCAGGAUUAGUUGCUUUUGGUACAUAUUCUAAGAACAUUGGUUUAUAUAGAGAUGGACCAUUAUGUACUUUUAAAACAGGAAGCGGAGUGACUCAAAUUGAAUUUAGCCCUUGUGGAACAAAAUUAUUUUCUGUAGUUAGGCGUAGUAAUGAAUUUCUAUGUUGGGAUUUGCGUAACCCAGGUACUGUUCUGUACUCCCUUGAAGGACGCCAGUCUGAUACAAAUCAGAGAAUUCAGUUUGAUAUUACGUCUCAUGGAAACGAAAUAGUUUCGGGUGGUACAAAUGGAGAUAUUACAAUUUGGAAAUUACCACAAAGUUCAAAUUGCGAAGAUCUUAAUGCAUCACAUAAGAUAAAAUUAUCAUGUGACUGUAUAAAUGGUGUAAGUUUGCACAAAAGUUUACCCAUCGUUGCUAUCAGUACAGGACAAAGGUUUUGUGAUGGCCUACCACAAGGUAGGGACAAUAGUGUACGACUAUGGUUGUGUUCUUAACUUGAUAGUAUAAUAAACUAUUGUAAAAUUAGAUACAAUUACUAUUUUGUAAGUGGAAUUUUGUACAAUACCUUUCAUGAUUUGAUAUAUGUAUAAUAUAGAUUUCUAAAUAAAAUAUUUAUAUGA